Messenger RNA from Culex quinquefasciatus (southern house mosquito), 629 nucleotides. RefSeq lists its product as uncharacterized. Lineage: Eukaryota; Metazoa; Arthropoda; Insecta; Diptera; Culicidae. The transcript is spliced from 4 exons. The coding region runs from base 62 to 562 and encodes 166 amino acids. The record is from RefSeq and is a predicted model, not a curated record.
GUUGAAGCAUUCAUUUCACUGGCGUUUUAAUAUUGUUGAGAAGUUUUGAUAAAUUGUCCAAAUGGCGCUUUCUGCAUCGGUUUUUCAUGUUCUGAGUUUUGUGUACGCUGGACUAAGCUUGGCGGGAUCGUUACUCCUCCUGUUCUACAGGAAAGAUUUGGCAACAUCUGAAAAUGAGUGUCAAUUUAUCCAUCUUUUUGCGGUUCUAUGGUUGAUUUUUAAUUUCACCCUCGUUUACGGUCUUUGUUUGCGCGAUACAACCUUCGUACGGAUCCACCUGUACUACGUCCAGGCGGUAUUUUGGACGUUCGUCGUUGCCCUGUUUGCGCUGGUAGUCUCGCUUUUGGCCGUACUCGUUGGUUUGAUGGAUGAAGUCAACCUUCCCUGGGCCAGCAAAGUUGGCCUUGCCCAAGGUGCGGCGGAAGUUUUGGGGAUCAUCUUCCUGGUGUGCUGUGCAGUGCUAUACGUGGUCUAUUCAAUCAUACAAGGCGUCCUCAAAGGAUUUAUUUACGCAACAAAAAGAGAUGAAGAGGUGCAGGUUUCGAUUAAUAUCGUCAACUGAAAAUGAAUUUUGCUUUAAUUUUGCAUGUAAUUUCAAUUUGUGUCGAUUUGAUAAUUCAAUAAAUUGA